Messenger RNA from Penicillium digitatum Pd1, 657 nucleotides. Its product is annotated as acyltransferase family protein. Gene Ontology annotation, cellular component: membrane. The record is from RefSeq and is a predicted model, not a curated record. Gene Ontology annotation, molecular function: acyltransferase activity, transferring groups other than amino-acyl groups. NCBI's taxonomy places the organism in Eukaryota, Fungi, Ascomycota, Eurotiomycetes, Eurotiales, Aspergillaceae. Gene Ontology annotation, biological process: polysaccharide biosynthetic process.
AUGCAAGCCAUCUACGGAAUCCUCCUCUGUGACUUCUCCUACCACACAGCCCUCAAAGACUGGAUCGAAAAGCAUCCGCGAGGCAGGAAGAUGCUGACUAUCCCGCUCACUAUUGCCGCCUUGUUUCUCGCUUCCUACCCCGGUGAACAUCCCGAAUGGGCCGGCUGGUCUAAUGUGAUGCUCAAAGCAAGCCACUACAUCUUCCCGCCAGGCGUCAAUGUCGGGAAGCGAUACACUGCACUUGCAAUUGACAUGAUCAUUCUUGCGAUCUUCUUCUCCCCUUCAACCAAAGACUUCCUCUCCAGCAGACUGCUUCUCUGGCUCGGCAAGCAGAGUUUCGCCGUCUACCUCAUCCAUGGAACCAUGCUGCGCGUGGUACUCUGUUGGAUGCUAUAUGGUAUCAGUGGUCAGCCGUGGGAGGGUCCUGAGCCAUUGACUGAUGACAAGCGUGACGACUGGUUGCGUAUCCGGCCGCCGUGGGUCGUUGGCAUAAGUAUUCCGAUCUGGAUUGGGCUUGUGUAUAUCCUUGCUACGCUGUGGACGACGUACGUAGAUACCUUCUGUGCUUCUAUGACUCAGAAACUGGAGAAGGCUGUUUUUGUUGAGGAUGAGAAGACGCCUUUGCCUAUGCAAUCGAUCCCCAUGCAGACGACUUGA